AUGGGCCCAAAGAAGGGAGGCACAAAGAAGGCCGCGCAGACCGCGAAGACCGCGAAGGCGGCGGGGAAGAAACCGCCGGGCCGUCCCAGGAAGGUCAAGGAGCCCGUCCAGGAGGAGGAACCCGCCGAGGACGCUCCCGCUGACGAUGAUCAAGCUGACGACGAGAAGGGCUCGGGCCGAUCCGAGCCCGCCGACGACGCGACCCCGAUGGACGACGCCGAUCCGGUCGAGGCGAAAGCGACCGACGACGACGCCCCCGCGGCGAAGGAGGAUCCUCCCGCGGCGGACGGCGAGGCGGACGACAAAACGAAGGCGGGAGGCGACGAGCCGCACCCCACGAUCGGCACGGUUCCCGACGAGACGGUUCGCUCGUGCCUCCGCAUCGUCGUCCCGAGCGACAAGGCGGGCUACGUCAUCGGCCCGCGCGGCAAGAUCGUCGCGCACGCGCGCAAGGAAUCCGGGUGCGGGUUUCACCUGCAGGAGACGUCCAAGACACACGCCGCGCGCGUCGCGGUGGUGACGUGCGCCGACAAGCGAUCCGAACCCGGAUCCUUCCAGGGCGUUCGCGGCGUCGAGAUGGUCUACCUGCGAUCCACGGAGGAGAUGAUCCCGAAAGACGCCGACCUUAACGAUCCCCCGAUGGGCGCGAGACCGGAGCAGACGCAGACCCAACGCGUACACAUCAUCGUCGCGGCGUCGCAGAUGGAAAAGGCGGACGUGUCCGAACUCGCGACGGGCGCGGGCGCCGACUGCGAGAAGGUCGUCGCGUUGGAAAAGGGUUCCAAAGAUUGCGAGGCGCUUCACGCGGCGUUGGGUUCCAUCGUCUUUCCCACCGAUCGGUUCGUCGAGAUUGUCGGGACGGACGCGGCGGUGCGGGCGGCGCUGACGGUGCUGAUGAUGCGCCUCGACUACCGCGCUAACCCCCCGAUCGCCUCUGAGGAUCCCCUGCUCCUCAUCGACGCCCCCGACGUGAAGGAGGGAUACUUUAGGGAGAAGAAGGAGAAGGACCGGCUGCAACGCGCUCGCGAUUCCCACGGCGCGGGACGCGACGGCCGAGGCCGCCACCACCCUUACGGCGGCGGCGGGCGUGGAGGCGGCGGCGGCGGCAACUACGACAGGGGUCCCCCGCCCCGCGGCAGCGGCGGCGGCGGCGGCGGCGACGAGAUUCGCAUGACGUUUGGCAUCGACGCGCAGUUCGCCGGCGGCGUCAUCGGCAAGAUGGGCUCCAACGUGGGCCAGAUCCGUCGCGAGUCCGGCGCGAGGAUCACCGUCCACGAGUCCCACGGCAAGUUCCGCGUGGUGGCCAUCGAGGGAACCGACCGCCAGUGCCACGACGCCAAGCACCUCGUGCAGCAGGCGGUGACCAAGCAGGGCGGAGGCCCCGUGGGCGCGCACAGGAUCGAGCCAUCCACCGGCCGGGGCGGUCGAGACGGCCGGGGACGCGACACAGCUGUACAUCGCGACCCCGUCGUACGCGGCGGCGCAGCCGGCGGCGGGAGCUACUACGACCAGUACGAUCGACGCGGCCGCGGGGAUCGGGGAUACGAUCGCGGGGGAUACGAUCGCGGGGGAUACGAUCGCGGGGGAUACGAUCGCGGGGGAUACGAUCGCGGGGGAUACGAUCGCGGCGGCGGGUACGGUCGAGACGCUUACUACGACGCCCAGGGGCCGGGGUCGGCGUAUGCGGACAGGUCCUCCUACCCCGACCGCGGCGGGUACGGCGGCGGCGGGAGGGACGCCCCUCACUACGACGAGCGCGACACGCACCGGCAGUGGCUCGGCGGUGACCGCGACGGCGGCUACAACAACUACCAGGGCGUGCAGCAGUCCCACCAGCAGCAGCAGGGUUGGGCCGGCCAGAACCAGCAGUGGGGCGGCUCCAACCAGCAGCAGUCCUACAACAAUCAGCAGCCCUCCUAUCACGGUCAGCAGCAGUCCUACGACCAGGGGGGCGGAUACAACAACAAUCAGCAGGGCGGCGGCAAUGACUACUACAACCGCGGUCAGCAGCAGUCAGGCUACGGCAACCAGGGGGGUCAGUACGACCAGCAGGGCGACUAUUACAGCCGGGGCCAGCAGUGGGGCGGGUCCAGAUACUAA
This is a messenger RNA of Micromonas commoda, 2100 nucleotides long. RefSeq lists its product with no specific name. Gene Ontology annotation, biological process: regulation of gene expression. Lineage: Eukaryota; Viridiplantae; Chlorophyta; Mamiellophyceae; Mamiellales; Mamiellaceae. The record is from RefSeq and is a predicted model, not a curated record. Gene Ontology annotation, cellular component: cytoplasm; nucleus. The coding region runs from base 1 to 2100 and encodes 699 amino acids. Gene Ontology annotation, molecular function: mRNA binding. The transcript has a single exon.